Molecule: messenger RNA, 1215 nt
Organism: Fonsecaea pedrosoi CBS 271.37
Lineage: Eukaryota; Fungi; Ascomycota; Eurotiomycetes; Chaetothyriales; Herpotrichiellaceae
Exons: 3
Coding region: 1-1215 (404 amino acids)
Source: RefSeq, a predicted model, not a curated record
AUGGCCACCCCGAGCAUAACCUUCCCCCCCUCCAACACGGCCGUGCGCGUCCGCCUCGUCGACACCACCGCCGUCAUGACCGUGCGGGCCGAGUCGUUCGUCAAGCCCGCGCAGCCGGGCCACGAACUGCUGAAUUUGACGUGCGCGGCGUUUCUGAUCGAGCACCCUUCGUCCUCUCCCGGUUCCGGGCCAGACAGGAUCAUGUUCGACCUCGGCGUGCGCACCGACUACUGGAACUACGCGGCCGUGUUGCAGGCGCGUAUCGGGUCGGUUAUUCCCAGUCUGCGCGUCGACAAGGGCGUGCCGGAGAUUCUGGUCGACAGGGGCGUCGGGCUUGAUUCUAUCUCUUCGGUCAUCUGGUCCCACUUCCACUGGGACCACAUCGGCGACAUGUCCCUCUUCCCGCCCUCCACCGAGGUGGUCGUCGGCCCGGGCUUCAAGUCCUCGCCCCUCCUGUUGCCCGGAUACCCGGACCACCCGGGCUCGCCGGUGCUGGCGUCCGACUUUGCCGGCCGCGAGCUCAGGGAGAUCGACUUUGCGAGCGCGAGUGGCUCGACCCUCCAGAUCGGAAACUACAGAGCGUUUGAUUUCUUUGGCGACGGCUCGUUUUAUUUGCUCGACACCCCCGGCCACUGUCUAGGACACAUGUGCGGACUGGCCCGCACGACGGCGGGCGACGACGACAGUACAUUCCUAUUGCUGGGCGGCGACAUCUGCCACUUUGUCGGGGACCUCCGACCGAAUCCGACGCAUCCCAUCCCCGACCCCGUGCCGGGCGACGUCCUCGACAACGACCCCAGCUACUUCCCCACGCCGUGCCCGUGCAGCCUCUUCACCGAGCACCACCCGGCCAUCUCACAAGGUGACCAUGGUGACCCGACCCAAACGCCGUUCUACAAAGUCUCGACACACCCCAUGUCCGCAUACGUCGACCCGCCGACCGCCCAGGCCUCGGUCGACAAGCUCCUCCACUUCGAGCAGUCUCCCGCCGUCAUGGUGUGCCUGGCCCACGACGCCGCGCUACUCAGGUAUCUCCCCACAUUCAACAAAGAGCCCGAGGCGGACCUCAACGGGUGGAAGGCCAAAGGGUGGAAGGAACGGUGUCGCUGGGACUGGCUCAAUGAGAUGCCGCGCCACGGUAGGCCGGGCAGGAAGCCGAUCGUCCAGGGGUUCUGGCGGGAUGGUAAGCCGUGGGAUAGAAAGGUAGAUUCAUAG